AUGCUGUUCCAGACCCUCGCCUGUGGCGCCCUUCUCGGCAGCGUCGCCCUGGAGGUGGCUGCCAGUCCAGUCGGCCAGCCGCAUGCAUCCGUCGGGCUGUCCUCGGCCCAGAGCCAGCGCCGCAGCAUCCCGGCCACACACGCUGUCCACGAACGCCAACUGCCGCACUGGUCCAAGAUGUGGCGCCGCACGGAUGCGGUUCCGCGCAACGCCAUGCUGCCCAUGCGUAUCGGCCUCAAACAACGCAACAUGCAGGAGGGACAUGAUCUGUUCAUGUCCAUCACAGACCCCAAGUCGGCCAACUACGGCCAGCACCUGACGGCCGACGAAGUUGUGGAGCUCUUUGCGCCCGAGCGGACCACCAUCGACGCUGUGGUCGGCUGGCUGACCGGUUCCGGUAUCGAAAUCGGCCGUAUCACGCUGUCGGCCAACAAGCAGUGGCUCCAGUUCGACGCGCCGGCCGCCGAGGUCGAGGAUCUGCUGCUGACUAAGUACUACGUCUUCGAGCACAGCGGAUCGGCCACGCGUGACGUCGCGGCCGAACACUACCACCUGCCACACGAGAUCCGGGACCAUGUCGACUACAUCACGCCGGGCAUCCGCCUGCGGUGGGACAGCAAGAAGGCCGCGCGCGAGCAGCAGAAGAAGCGCGACCUGCAGAGCAUCGGGCGUCGUGGCACCUCCGGCAACUACCUGACCCCCGAGCCCAUCCACAGCGCCGAUGCCGUUGCCGAUGCCAUCUACCCGGCUGCCUCUGGCAACGUGAGCUGCGCGCUCUACGUGACGCCGGACUGUGUAAAAGCCCAGUAUCAAAUUCCCAACGCCACCAAGGCGGCUACGGGCAACGAGCUCGGCAUCUUCGAGAGUCUGAACGAGCACUACAACAAGGCCGAUCUGGACGGGUACUUUGCGUCUGCCUAUCCCUCUAUUCCCAAGGGCACAUACCCCAUCGAACGGCUUAUUGAUGGAGCCGUGGGGGCUGUCCCCUUUGGACAGGCCGGCGCCGAAGCCAACCUCGACUUGCAGGCAGCAAUGCCUCUCAUCUACCCGCAGAGCACCGUUUUAUACCAGGUGGACGACGAGCGCAUCCAGAAGAACGAGACGACGGCCAAGACGCCAUAUCUGGGCUUUUUGAACACCUUCUUCGACGCCCUUGACGGCUCCUACUGCACAUACAGCGCCUUUGGCGAGACAGGCAACUGUGUCACGCCUGAAUGCCUGGACCCAUCGUACCCCGACGCUGGACCGGGUGGUUACAACGGCACUCUGCAGUGCGGCGUGUUUGAGCCGACCAACGUGAUCAGCAUCAGCUAUGGCGGCGGCGAGAUCGAUCUGCCGGCAUACUACUGGCGGCGCCAAUGCUCCGAGAUCAUGAAGCUGGGCCUGCAGGGCGUCAGCGUGGUCAUCUCAUCGGGCGACUACGGCGUGGCCUCGUAUGUGGGCGACACCAACACCGUCGAGGGCUGUCUCGGUACCGGUGGCCGCGCCGGCACCAUCUUCAACCCAUCCAGCGAGGCCACUUGUCCCUAUGCGCUGGCCGUCGGCGCCACGUCGCUGAACCCGUCUACGGGCAACUACACCAGCCGACUGACCGAGCACGCCGCCCAGCGCUUUGCCUCUGGUGGUGGCUUCAGCAACUACUUUGACCAACCGGCGUACCAGAGCUCCGCUGUCGAGAACUACUUCAACACCGUGCAGCUCAACUUCACAGGCUACGACGACGCGCCCACCAGUCUUGCCGAUAUGGCCAACGUCGGCACCGGUGUUUUCCGCCGUGCUGGCCGUGGCUACCCGGAUGUGUCGGCCAUCGGCGAGCACUACAUCACCCGUUUCAACGGUGCAUGGUAUGCUAUUGGCGGCACGUCGCUGGCGGCGCCACUGUGGGCCAGCAUGCUAAACUUGGUCAACGAGGAGCGCAUUGCCGCCGGCAAGAAGACUCUCGGUUUUAUCAACCCUGUGCUGUACCAACACCCCGAAGUGUUCAACGACAUCACCGUCGGUAGCAACCCCGGCUGUGGCACUGAGGGUUUCCCGGCUGCAAAGGGCUGGGACCCAGUGACUGGUCUUGGCUCGCCCAACUACCCAAAGCUGCUGAAGCUUCUGCUCAGUCUUCCAUAG
Molecule: messenger RNA, 2118 nt
Organism: Grosmannia clavigera kw1407
Lineage: Eukaryota; Fungi; Ascomycota; Sordariomycetes; Ophiostomatales; Ophiostomataceae
Product: alkaline serine protease
Exons: 5
Coding region: 1-2118 (705 amino acids)
Biological process (GO): proteolysis
Molecular function (GO): serine-type endopeptidase activity; tripeptidyl-peptidase activity
Source: RefSeq, a predicted model, not a curated record